CCCUGUGUUGUGAGGGGCAUCCGAUCCUGCCUGUGCCCCAGUCACCACGCUGCUGCCAUGUACACCAUAACCCGAGGGCCCAGCAAGCUAACGACCCAGAGGAGAACAGGCCCCAAGCAACAGAUUGACAGCAAACUGCAGGAACUGAAGAACAAACAACAGCUUCUCAUCCCCAAUACAUCCAACGGCUGGGACUCCCUCCCAAGCAAUGCACCUCCAAAACUCGUAUUUAACCGUGUAAAUGGUAAGAGGAGCCAGACGCCAGGCCCUGAACUAGAAAGAGAGGUGUACACACUGGCACACGAAGAGAACGUCCGAUUCAUAUAUCAAGCUUGGCAAGAUGUAAAACAUCAGAUGGAGGAGCCACAGCAGAGCAGAUGCACCCCCCAGCAAUAUCAAGAUCAGAGCCCCGACACCCACCUCAAAAAUUUUGUUCCUAUAGAUCUGGACGAGUGGUGGGCAGAGCGCUUCUUAGCCAACAUUGAGAACUGCGCUUGACGGCCAUUUUUAUUCCCUGUAGUGGGAUACGCAAAAGCUCGUCUUCCCCCCAUAGGAUGAUCGCGUCAUUGUUCACAGACUCAUUGCACUUUUUUUCCCCAAGUGGGAAGGCUAAGCUGUGCUCAGAAGAAGAAGAAGAAGAAGAAGAAGAAGGCACUACAGCGACAUUUACCCCUCUCCUGGUGCUGCUGAUUUCUCCAGUCUGUAUAAGCAGACGAGGAAGCAGAACCCAUCAUGUGCUGGCAUAGUAUCAGCAGCGGCAAGUUUCAGUCUCAGGAGCCUGGAUUUCUAUUGGUUGACUGACAUCGCACAACAUGACUUGGUACUGGUUACCAUCAUGGAAGCCCAAUUAAUAUAUGGUACUUCCCCCCCCCAACAGGAUCUUAGUCCUGGAUUUCAAUCCAUGAGCAGCAGAAUACGCUGCCUUUAUGCAAUGGACUCAGAGCACUAAGCAGCAGUGAUGUAGGGGUGCAAUGAUUGGUACCAGAACUAAUGCACCCGCAGAGAUCCAUAUCUCUAACUCAGAGUGUGCCUCAGCCAACCAGAUGUUGCCCCAUGUCAGGUAGUUGUCUGGCUUGAGUGAGAAGAAAUUAGAUCUGGCCAACAAAUGAAGUCCAGGAAAACUCUCCUUCCGUCCCCCCUUUUUUAUGGGAGGGUUCUGUACAGAGUGGGAAAUGUCUAUUUUUCUAAAUAAAGUUGGUUUUUGCCUCACA
This is a messenger RNA of Xenopus laevis (African clawed frog), 1211 nucleotides long. RefSeq names its product MAPK regulated corepressor interacting protein 2 L homeolog (gene mcrip2.L). The record is from RefSeq and is marked predicted. Gene Ontology annotation, cellular component: nucleus; cytoplasmic stress granule. Lineage: Eukaryota; Metazoa; Chordata; Amphibia; Anura; Pipidae.